Psylliodes chrysocephalus is the source of this 423-nucleotide messenger RNA. The record is from the annotation of a GenBank genome assembly. NCBI's taxonomy places the organism in Eukaryota, Metazoa, Arthropoda, Insecta, Coleoptera, Chrysomelidae.
AUGUACUUGACAGCCUUUAAAAAAAACUUAACUGUCCUAGAUCAAGAAAAAUUGUGGGAAAGGCUAUCUACUGUUGAAAAGGCUUUGGACGGCCUUAAAAAUAACGUAUCUAUGUUAGGUCAGGAAAGUUUGAAAGAUAGACUAUCAACUAUUGAAAAUGUUCUUUAUAAUCUUAGAAAUAACGUAUCCUUACUAGAAAAUCAAAUGAAUUUGGAUGAUAAGCUCGCUACUAUUGUAAAUGCUCUUGACGGUCUUAAAAAUAACGUAUCUAUGUUAGAAGAUGAAGAAAAUUUGGAAGAUAGGCUAUCAGUGGUAGAAAAUGCUCUUGAUGGUCUUAAUAAUAACGUACCUAUAUUAGAAGAUCAAGAAAAUUUAGAAGAUAGGCUAUCAACUGUUGAAGAUGCUUUUGAUAGUCUUAGAUAG